UUGCAGUCUCAACGGAACAAUCACUGAUAAAUUUUAAAAGGCUGCAGACCGAUACAAACCUGCGCUUCUAAAAUAAUUUAAACUAUUUUUUUUCUGUUAAAACGUAGGUUAUCGUUAUAUGGUUAAAAAAACCAUUUCAUAUCCUGAGCCGAGGUAUCGUCGAUAGUCUUUUCUGCAAGCAACCACGGACAGUUAACGUUAGCUAACACGUUACUGAACACAACGCCGGGAUGUUUAACCCACACCACCACCAACAGCACCAACAACAGCAACAGUUUCACCAUCAUCUGCGGCAGCUUCAGCAACUGUUCCAGCACCAGCCCCCGCCGCCUCCUCCACCACAACCCCAACCCCCUCCAUCGCACCAUGUUCCACAUCACCAUCAAAGAGGACGGGCCAUGGCUGGACCAGGCCCUGCUCCUCCUCCACCUCCCCAUAUGGUCAACCUGGCUGCCCAGGCCACCAUCAUUGCCCCCAACCCAAUGUUACAAGGGGCUCUAAUGAUGCAGCAGAUGCAAGGUAGCAUGCGUGGCUUUACAGCGAGCGGGCAGCAGUUCACCCAGUUCUUUGCUGCGGGGGCCCGGUCCUCUCUCCUGGGGCCUGUACCCAUGGGCAUGUCCAUGAAGAAUCCCCACAUGGGCUUCCCUGCCCGACACUACCAUCCCCACACCCGCUACUACAACAACAACAACAAUGACUAUGCUUCACGGUACCCGGAUAGAAAGAGGGAGCAGAGAGCCGGGGGGAGCACAGAUAACCAACCUGCAGCCAGCAGGACCCUGCCCAAUGACAAGACUCUCAAAGAUGGAGGAGUGGGAGGGCCAGGUGGACAGGCACGGCCCGCAGUGCAACCUGAGCCCAAGGAGCCAGCACUGAAGAAGCCGAGGACCGAGGGGGCAGAGGAGACUGUGGAGCAGCCUCCGGAGACAGAUGGGGUCCUAGGUGCAGCAGUGCAUCAAAGCCCACCAGAUGACAACCAGCUUGAAGACUGUUUCAUUCUGGAGGAUGGGAGCACGGCUGGUCCAGAUGCACUUGAGGAAAGCAGAGCAGCCAAGGUCCAGAGUGGUGUGUCGGCCAUGCCAGCCUCUGAGCAGCUGAGUGGUGAGCGCCAGGCAUUUACACCAGGCCUAAAGGACAUGGCAGAGGGCAAGGCUGCCUCAGGGGUAUUGGAAGGAGGGCAGGAAGAGGGCAAGGAGGGGGUUGAUGCUGCAAACAAGUUCUAUUGCUACAUCUGCACUAUCACCUGUCACAACCAGCAGGACUUCCAGAGUCACAUGAACAGCCUGGUCCACCAGCAGAGGAUGAUGGAGAUCCAACACAUGUCCAGUGCCUGUCUGGUCACCUUGAUGCCCCGCGUCCAGGAGUCACUGCAGGGAGGCUGCAGGGACAGCUCCUUCAGGGACGGAGAGAAGAGACCCGGCCUGCAGCGUUGGUGUGCCACCUGCCAAAUCCACUACACCAGUACAGUCAUGGACCACCGCAGGACCAGUGAGCACAAGCUCACCAGCCGCACCUCCAACCCCUCCUGUACUGUCUGCAAGAGGCACUUCAGGAGCGCACUCCUGUUCCUGGAGCACAUGCAGUCCCAGGAGCACAAGCAGAGAGUCGGCGAGCUUCGGGAGGAGGGAGGGCCAGCGGCCUUAGCUGAACUGGUUGCCAUGGACGAACAGGGCUGUUUUGUAGAUGACGGAGAUGAGGAGGGGGGGGAAGAGGACGAGGAAGAUGGUGACCGAAGCAGCUCCCAUGGAAAGGAGGGCUGGCCUACCCAGAUGGAGGUGGCUUUACUGGAGGACAUAGAUGAAGAUGAGGAAUAUGACCCUGACACGGUGUACGGUUCAAGCUUUGUGGUUCCCGUGGCUGGGUUCCUCUGUAGAAUCUGCCAGCACUUCUACCAUUUUGAGUCUUCAGCCCGCCACUCGCACUGCAAGUCACUCAAACACUUUGAGAACCUCAAGAAGUACAGGGCCUUGCGUAGCCAGAAGGAUGGGACAUUGGAACCUAGUCCCGUGGACGGGGAUGCAGAGUGUGACAGUAACCACAGCCUGCCUUCAGAGGUCCUCGGCAGCCCUGCCUUACUGUCGCCCACCACCGCGCUGAGGCCCUCUCAGCCCUGCCCUCAACCCCAGGACAACACUCCCUCAGCCUCAUCUUUAUCCCAGCAGCACCACGCCACUACCGGCACCCCUACCACCACCAGCACGAAGGGGACCCUGGGCCAAGCCACCCCAGAGCAGCAGAGCCUCGCUGGGCCUGAGGACAAGGAGGAAGAGCCAACCCUAGACCUAGGACCAGUCACAGAAGACACAGAGGAGGAGCCAGUCACAGGAGAGACUGAAGAGGAGGCAGCUGCCCAAGAGGAGAAGCUGGGCGACGUGAACGCGAAGGGGGGAUCCAAACGAAGGUCUGGGAGGACAACACAGAGACGUUGAGAGAGUGGAAGAAAAAGAUGAUAUCCAGUACAAUCGCUACCCUAGGACAGGGUCGGUUAGUUUGGGACAGGUUCCCCCACCUCCUUUUCUGUAUAGCUCAAUGGACCAAGAAAAGAACACCCUGGCAACUCAAAACCAGGGGUCCUCCUAGCAUACCUCGGUGUUUCAUUUUUUUUUUUUUUACAACACAACCACAACUAGAUACAGAUGUAUUUCUAACAGGCGUUCAGCUAAACCUGACCGAAGAGGAGAACCGUCGGGGGAACAACGAGUGGACGUUUUGUGUUUCUAUCAUAGUGUUAAGAGUCAAGUGAAAACACAGGUCAAGCUUAGUUCAACGACACGUUGUGUUCAAUCUAACUCCGUAACACAUUGUAGCCACGUUUAGGAAGGAAGUGGUGUUGUUUUAGUCCAGGCAUUUCCCAUAAAGCUAACAACAAUGCUUUGUCAAGCUUUUAGUGAGACUUAGAAUGUAGCGUUUUAGCAGUUGACUUUUAUCUGAAGAACAAAAAAAAUGUGGGGGGGGGGGGGGUCGACUAAACGUUUAAAAAGUAAACUGUACUUUUGUUUGAAUGUCGAGUAACGAUGACCCUUGAUUUGAUCCUAGCUUUGUUGAAGUGUUACUGUCCUUGACAUUUUUUUUUUUACACAAACUGAACUGUAAUGGAGAUUUCUUGGGAAGGCAGGCGAAAGGGAAGGCAGGCGAAAGGGAUAGGGAUAGGUUAGAGGUUCAAAGGAGAUAAGUCCCAACUGCUUUGUCUAUUCUGCUCAGAUACAGUGUGAGCUACUGUUUUCCCAUCAUCACUGUACUACUAAAGUCAUUCUGACUUGUUUAGCUCUUUAAUUCCAUGGUUGCUGAAACUCUGCCUAAAUCCCAAUGGUGUUGCGCCUAAGUUGCACAUGAACCUGCAAAAGGCUGAGCUAUUAGCUCAUAUGGCUUUGUCAAGACUGGGAGAAUUUUUUUUUUUUGGGUCAGUAGUGUUUCUGCAAUGUUAGGAAGCAGUACAUGCUUUUAGUGAGCGUUAGAAUGUAGCUUCUCUUACUGAAAGUCUCAUAAUGUUGUGAAAGUGCUGGAGUAGACAAAUCCUAAGACCAUAAACAGUUCCUUUAGAGUUGGCUGAGAAAAGGUUAUCUUUGCCAUAGUUUGUUCUCCACUGAGAACCAGUUUUAUGCAAAGGUAAGUGAUCACUUAUAUUUUUCCUCAGUUGUGAGCAUUAGGUCUACCUAUUGCCAGUUGAUAUGAUGGGUGGAUUUCCAAAGCCUGUCACCCCAUUUAAUAUUUACAAUUUCAAAUGUCCUGCAAUGUUGCAUUAACAUAGUUUACACAUCACAACACAAACGUGACACUAAAAGAGUUGAGUAGUUUUGUGCUUGUUUUCCCAACAUUUUAAAUUGCGUUGUUACUUCGUUCUUUUUUUCUCACCUACAUCUUGUACGCUCCAGUACACUUGACUAGUAGAGUCGUUUUCAUUGGAGUAGAAUUGUCCGUACAGGAAUUGCAUGGCAGUGUUGUCACCUUUCAACUGGGUAACCUAACAUCAAGGUUAUCAACACCAAUGAAGUGGAAUGAUAGGACUUUUGAGUUUUUCCUAACCAUGAGACAUGCCUGGGUGAAACUCGGGGCCCUAACUGGUCAGGAAAAACUCUUGGCCCCUGGCAUGGAGAAUUAAGUGUCAUUUCCCCAGUGAUAAUCAAUUAGUGAAGCAGAGUAGCAGUUUAAGAAACUGAUAACCAGCAGCUCUGAUUUUGAUGAGCACCAACAGAAGGAAUAGAAUGAUUCAUCUGCCUGUGAUCUCAAAUUAAAUAUGAUUUGUCACAUGCGCCGAAUACCAAGGGUGUCGACUUCACAGUGAAAUGCUCAUCAGCCCUUCCAAACAAUGCAGUUAAAAUAGUCCACAAGAAGAAUACAAUACACAAGAAUGGAGAUCUAUUCAUGGUCCAUCACAAGACAUGGAUAGGCAUUUGUCACAGAUCUACUGGUGAGGAGACUUCUCUAACUGAAUAUAGGAUGUUUAAGUUGUAGACAGAACUACACAAAACUAAAAAGUAAUGUAGCACUGCACAGAUAAGUCACCAAUCACAGCAGGUGGAAAUAGACACUUUAUUUUCUUCUUUCAAGGAAUCAAUCUUUUCCUUCCAGAUUGUACUUUAAGUGAAUGGCCAGUUUUAUUAGUUAACCUGCACAGAGGAAGAGCAGAUACAUAUUGGUUUUGAUGAAGGUAAGCGCAGUUGUCUGCAAGAUUAUCUGGUUCCGGUCCCACUGAAAUAUUACAGGACCAGAGCGUGAUGAAAAUGGUCAUUUAAGAGACAUUUCAAAGCUGUAUGUUUCUUAAUGGAUUUUUAUUCAACAAAUGACAAACUCAGAUGAACAAAAUAGUUGUUUUCUAGCAGCUAGAAGUUUCUUGUAUUUUUUGGGGGAUGUUUUCUGUAUUGGGUUCCUUUUAAUUUAUAAAUAAAAUAUGACUAUUGCCUCA
Oncorhynchus gorbuscha (pink salmon) is the source of this 4903-nucleotide messenger RNA. It is a transcript of the gene ciz1a, whose product is annotated as cdkn1a interacting zinc finger protein 1a. NCBI's taxonomy places the organism in Eukaryota, Metazoa, Chordata, Actinopteri, Salmoniformes, Salmonidae. Gene Ontology annotation, molecular function: zinc ion binding; nucleic acid binding. Gene Ontology annotation, cellular component: nucleus. The transcript has 15 exons. The record is from RefSeq and is a predicted model, not a curated record. The coding region runs from base 231 to 2429 and encodes 732 amino acids.